AUGGCUCUAGAAGCAACAACACGGGGAAGAAGGAAUCGAGUUUCACCUUCCACACCAGAGAUCAUCGACCUCGACUCUUUGCGCUCAUACGACAAGCGAACCAUAGACGACGACAUUAAGAUCCUCAAAUUCACUCCUGAGAACAUUCCUCUAAGAAAACGUAAGAGAAAUUUCGAAAGAGGAGAGUCUUCAAAUUCAAGUAACAUUCCAUUUGUUUGCGAAAUUUGCACGGAAACUAAAACAAUGAAGGAAGCUUUCUAUAUCAGCGGCUGCUCUCACGCGUAUUGCUCUGAUUGCGUUGCAAAUUACAUUGGUUCCAAGCUUGAAGAUAACGUCAUCAACAUCUCAUGUCCAGUUCCCGAAUGCAAAGGUUCUUUGGAAGCACAGUUUUGCCAGAAUAUUCUUCCGGUCGGGGUUUCUGAAAAGUGGAGUAAAGCAUUGUGCGAGGCUCUGAACAAUGUUUCGCAGAAAUUCUAUUGUCCGUUUCCAGAUUGUUCUGCUAUUUUGAUCAAUGAUGAAACCAAGGCUGUUAGAAAUUCUGAAUGCCCUAACUGUAAUAGGAUGUUAUGUGCACAAUGUAAGGUUCCUUGGCAUGAUGGGAUCAAAUGCAGCAAGUUCCAAAAGUUCUAUCUUUUUUCUCCCUGGAACUUGCUGCAUUUGAUCCCAUCAUGCCAAGGAAUCUUACAUUGUGCAUUGAACAUCCUAUUACAGUUAGGGCAUUCAGAAUUUCUAAAAGCCUUGGUUUCAUCAUUGAUCAAAAUAGCAGAACAAUCUAGAAACGAACAAUAG
Lathyrus sativus (Indian pea) is the source of this 789-nucleotide messenger RNA. Lineage: Eukaryota; Viridiplantae; Streptophyta; Magnoliopsida; Fabales; Fabaceae. The record is from the annotation of a GenBank genome assembly.